AUGUCCACGGUCGCGUGUGGAGACCCGUGCCGGGGCCGCACCUCCUCCUACCGGGCCCUCCGCAGCGCCGUGUCCACCCUGGCGCGCGUGGACGAUUUCCACUGCGCGGAGAAGAUCGGCGCCGGCUUCUUCUCCGAGGUCUACAAGGUGCGGCACCGACAGUCGGGGCAGGUCAUGGUGCUGAAAAUGAACAGGCUCCCCAGUAACCGGGGGAACACGCUCCGGGAGGUGCAGCUGAUGAACCAGCUCCAGCACCCCAACAUCCUAAGGUUCAUGGGGGUCUGUGUGCACCAGGGGCAGCUGCACGCUCUUACCGAGGUGAGAAUGGGCCAGGAAGGGGGACCCCACGCCACCAGGGGGGGAGAGGUCAAUGGCCUGGUGCUUCUGCUGAGGAGCAGUGAGGGCAGCAGGACCUCCUCCCGGGGAGUCUUCCCUAAACUUCCCCUUGGGCAGACGGCGAAAGGCCCCAGCUGUUCUCCUCCUCUCCCCCAAUUGCGCAUACUUCUGUUUACAGGGUCUGUUCCAAGAGGGGGUCCCUCUGCCACGCUUCCAGGCCCAGACCCUCGGCUCUCCCGAAGCCGAUCAGACCUCUUCCUGCCCCCAUCACUAGAAUCACCCCCCAACUGGGGGGACAAUCUGACUCGAGUCAACCCCUUCUCACUGCGGGAAGACCUCAGGGGUGGCAAGAUCAAGCUCCUGGACACACCCAGCAAGCCAGUCGCCCCCUUGCCCCUUGUACCACCAUCACCACUGGCCUCCUCCCGGCUGCCCUUGGUGACCACUCCAGAGACCCUACUCCAGCCUGGAACACCUGCCCGCCGUUGCCGCUCAUUACCAUCAUCCCCUGAACUCCCCCGACGCAUGGAGACGGUACUGCCAGGUCCUGGCCCUCCCUCUGUGGGCCCCUUGGCUGAAGAGAGAAUGGAGUGUGAGGGCAGUAGCCCUGAGCCAGAACCCCCAGCUCCUCAGCUGCCCCUGGCUGUGGCCACAGACAACUUCAUCAGCACUUGUUCAUCAGCCUCCCAGCCCUGGUCCCCUAGAUCAGGACCUCCCCUUAACAACAACCCCCCAGCUGUGGUGGUGAACUCCCCACAGGGCUGGGCCGGGGAGCCCUGGAACCGGGCCCAGCAUAGCCUGCCCCGGGCAGCAGCGCUGGAGCGGACAGAACCCUCACCACCCCCUUCAGCUCCUCGGGAGUCCGACGAGGGGCUACCCUGCCCUGGCUGCUGCCUGGGCCCCUUCAGCUUUGGCUUCUUGUCCAUGUGCCCCCGCCCCACACCAGCUGUUGCUCGCUACCGCAACCUGAACUGUGAGGCGGGCAGUCUCCUCUGCCACCGAGGGCACCGUCCAACAGAAGAGCAGUUUGGGAUGCUGAGCUCAGGGGCGGCUAUGGGAGUGGGUGGCAGCAUGGCAUGGAGCUGA
Messenger RNA from Myotis lucifugus (little brown bat), 1422 nucleotides. It is a transcript of the gene TESK1, whose product is annotated as testis-specific kinase 1. Gene Ontology annotation, molecular function: ATP binding; protein serine/threonine kinase activity. Gene Ontology annotation, biological process: positive regulation of stress fiber assembly; protein phosphorylation; actin cytoskeleton organization. Gene Ontology annotation, cellular component: nucleus; cytoplasm. Lineage: Eukaryota; Metazoa; Chordata; Mammalia; Chiroptera; Vespertilionidae. The record is from RefSeq and is a predicted model, not a curated record.